AAACUGCGUCCUCAAGCCUCACAUCUCUCCCUUGGUCCGCUCACCCAACACACUACCCCACAUGGCUAGCGAAUGCUCAUACCCCGAUCCUGGGAAUCCUGAUGAAUUCUGUCUUCAAAGGAACUUUCCUCUCCGCGCUGGUAUUCUUCUCGUCUCAGAAAUUGGCCUAGUGUCAUUCACCCUGGCAACCUCGCUUCUCAUUUACUUUCUGGUACCAGGACACAGAGUCCAUCCCGAAGGCCUUGAAUAUGAAGUCCAGCCCAUGUCAGUGUUAUUUCUGUUCGCCCUCUCUUUAAACGCAAUUCAAGGCACAUCAAAUGUCAUGUCCGUCAAGUGGGCACUCGAGGGUGAAGUUACCGAAGGAUCGUACUGCACGGCGCAAGCAGUGAUGAGACAAAUCGGCAAUGACGGCGUCGCAUGGUUCACCAUCGCAAUCGUGGUGUUGACCUACCUCCAAGUUUUUCACCCCGGUUUCAUUGGGGUGCGAGGCCAGAAAAUAUUUAUGGCAGCAUCAAUUGGCUUCAUUUCCUUAUUCAUCUUUAUCAUGGUGUUGAUUCCUGCUGCCACCCUCUAUCCAUAUUAUGGCGACACUGGAUUGUGGUGUUGGAUUGUCAAGAGGAAGGAAAAUUCGCGAUUCUGGAUCGCAAGUGAAAAUGCUUGGACGUGGCUUGCCGUCUCAGUGACACUAGUCGCUUAUGGCAUAAUUGCGCUAUGGGAUGGUAUCCUAUUGGUACGUAUAACCGUCCCGCACAGUCAACCCUCAUACACUUUUCCUGUAUUAGUUUAUUUCGUUGUGGUUGCACCUCAAUCCGUACUUCGUUUGCUUCAAUUCCAGGCUAGCCAGACACGCCAUGGAUGGACGAUCCUUACUUCUGCUAUCUUUUCCUCGGGUGGUGCCCUCAACGUCAUUUUCUGGCUCUGGACAGGUAGACGCUUCGGGUUUAGCUUGCGAGUCCAGGAGCUAGAGCGUAACCAGCCUCGUCCCGAAGACGUUGAGUUGGACCAAUUAGUUACUUAGGAUAUGCUCAAGUCCGUGAUACGUGAACUGUAUGUUCAUAUGAUUAUUUACCUAGCGUGAU
Molecule: messenger RNA, 1079 nt
Organism: Cantharellus anzutake
Lineage: Eukaryota; Fungi; Basidiomycota; Agaricomycetes; Cantharellales; Hydnaceae
Exons: 9
Coding region: 62-1018 (318 amino acids)
Biological process (GO): adenylate cyclase-activating G protein-coupled receptor signaling pathway
Cellular component (GO): plasma membrane
Molecular function (GO): G protein-coupled receptor activity
Source: RefSeq, a predicted model, not a curated record